Messenger RNA from Paramacrobiotus metropolitanus, 1849 nucleotides. RefSeq lists its product as uncharacterized. Lineage: Eukaryota; Metazoa; Tardigrada; Eutardigrada; Parachela; Macrobiotidae. The transcript is spliced from 4 exons. Gene Ontology annotation, molecular function: transaminase activity; pyridoxal phosphate binding. Gene Ontology annotation, biological process: polysaccharide biosynthetic process. The coding region runs from base 314 to 1684 and encodes 456 amino acids. The record is from RefSeq and is a predicted model, not a curated record.
CAAGUUUUUUUCAUUGAAUCACACGAGUGCACUCCCCACACCCGAGGGCUCGUCCCAGUAGAUAGUGAUUUCAUAGUACACGCUGUACGUAAUUUUUAAGUGGCACUAUUUCUUUUUUUAGCGCUUAAUCGUUUUAAAUCAUAAUCAUAAUUCAGUGUUUCAAAUGUUAAACGUACAAUUUGCUUGGAAUUGUUUCUGCACUCAUUUAACAGUGGAGGAACGGAGCCGUUUUUGCGGAUAAACAGUGCCAGGGCUUCAGAUAUGAACUGUGUGCGGAAUGGACGGUUAUGACAAAGAGGACCAGUGAUGCAGAAUGGUCUUGGGUGUUCGGUUCUCGGACAUUGUUCCCUACACGAGUGUACAUCUCGACUGCAGUUUUUCCGAUAUCGUAUGUGGACUAGAAGAAUGUUCGAAGACUACUGGCGAGCCAGAGAAACAUCGCGCAGAGCUUCUGCAGAAUCUCCACCACUUUUUCGUCACGGAAACCAAUCCAUCUCCCGCACUGGUCUGCCUAUCAGUGCGGACAGCCUUCGAUUUGUACCUAAGAGUGGCCCGCUUUCCGCCCGAUGCCGAGAUAAUUUUUUCGGCCAUUAACAUUCCGGAUAUGGCCUACAUUGCGCGGCAACACGGCUUGAAGGUGGUCCCCUGCGAUUUGGACCUGGCGACGCUGGGCCCGCAGAUCCACUUACUGGAGAAGCUGAUUACGUGCGAGACGGUGGCGAUUGUUGUGGCGCACUUAUUCGGUCGCUGGUGCGAUGUCGAGCCCAUCAUACAGAUUGCUGGCAGGCAUAAUUUACAAGUGAUCGAAGACUGCGCUGAGGCUUUUUGUGGGUUGAGCAAUCUCGGCCAUCCCAAAUCCGAUUUAGUCCUCUUCAGCUUUGGGCCGAUAAAAUUUUAUACUGCCUUCGGAGGUGCAGUUGCGAAAAUACGGGAUCGCGCCCUGUGGACUCGAAUGUCCACCUUAUAUAGCACGUAUCCUAUUCAAGCCACGGAAAUCUAUUUCUGGAAGCUGGUGAAAUGUGCCCUGGUGUUCCUACUGCUGGACGUUCCGUAUUUUAUCAAGCCCGGCAUGUACAUUACCGACCGCUUCGGUAUUGAUCACAAGAAACAUGUUGUUAGUAUGCUCCGUGGAUUUCCUGAGAAUUUAUUGUUUCGACUGCGCCACCAACCCCCCACUGCGCUUUUGACGUUGCUGUUGAAGAGACUGGAGGAUUUUACCGAGGGAUGCUUUAAACAGAGUGCCGCCAACGGGCAGUAUGUAUGGGAGCGCCUUCCACCUGAAAUAUUAAAAUUUGGGCAGAAGGUUUUGGCUAAUAACUUCUGGCUGUUCCCGGUUCUUGUCGACAACCCAAAGCGAGUGGCCCUGGAACUAAAUAAAAAGGGUAUCGAUGCUUACGUGGGAGUGUCGCAGUUGAAUGUGGUGCAUCCAGAAACGGACAAGCUUUCCAUGUCUUCCUUAGAUAAUGACCAAAGUCAAUCCAGACGCGAAGUGUAUUUAUCUUCUGAACCAAAGGUAGCUAGAUUUUUUAUAAAUCACGUUAUGUAUCUGCCUGUGAACAAGUCGGUGCCUAAAGAGUCACUGGAGAGGAUAUGCCAAGCGCUUGCGAAAGUAACACAUAAGCGUUGCAAAGUACCGGUGCCUCCCCCUGAUGGCUCGGAUAACUUCUUCCUAGCUCGUUUGUGAUAGAAUGCUGCUGCUGUUGUUUUUGUUGUUAUACAAGGAACAUAUCAAACGAAACCUUACUUGUUUCGAUCCGGUGACCGGCGUUUUACAAUGUUUACAAUAGUAUUAUUAAAAUUAGCUGUUGCUGCGUGUGGGAAACGUGGGCGGUGGGCCAAAUUUGAACAA